Molecule: messenger RNA, 2583 nt
Organism: Physeter macrocephalus (sperm whale)
Lineage: Eukaryota; Metazoa; Chordata; Mammalia; Artiodactyla; Physeteridae
Product: carbohydrate sulfotransferase 6
Exons: 3
Coding region: 181-1368 (395 amino acids)
Biological process (GO): keratan sulfate proteoglycan biosynthetic process; carbohydrate metabolic process; N-acetylglucosamine metabolic process
Cellular component (GO): trans-Golgi network; Golgi membrane
Molecular function (GO): N-acetylglucosamine 6-O-sulfotransferase activity
Source: RefSeq, a predicted model, not a curated record
GCAAAGACGUCCAGGAGCCUUUGCUGAGACUGGGGCCAGAGGCGUCUGCCUCCCGCCGCGCCAGUCGGGCUGGGACGCCUCGCUUGGGGCCCUGAAAAACCUCCAGGCAUCUCCAAUGGAUCUGUGAUCGAGGUGGGCAGCUCUCCCAGCAGCCCUGGACAGCAGCCCCCGGCCGGCGGCAUGUGGCUGCGGCGCGUCUCCGGCACCGCGGUGACCGCGCUCCUGCUGGCGCAGACUGGCCUCCUGCUCUUCCUGGUCUCCCGGCCCAGGCCGCCGUCCCCGGUGGGUGGCGAGGAGAGGGUGCACGUGCUGGUGCUGUCCUCGUGGCGCUCGGGCUCGUCCUUCGUGGGCCAGCUCUUCAGCCAGCACCCCAGUGUCUUCUACCUGAUGGAGCCCGCGUGGCACGUGUGGGCCGCUUUGUCGCAGGGCAGCGCGGUGGCGCUACACAUGGCGGUGCGCGACCUGGUGCGCUCCGUCUUCCUGUGCGACAUGGACGUGUUCGACGCCUACCUGCCGUGGCGGCGCAACCUGUCGGACCUCUUCCAGUGGGCGGAGAGCCGCGCGCUGUGCUCGCCGCCCGCCUGCAGCGCCUUCCCGCGCGGCGCCAUCAGCAGCGAGGCAGUGUGCAAGCCGCUGUGCGCGCGGCGGCCCUUCGACCUGGCGCAGGAGGCCUGCCGCUCCUACAGCCACGUGGUGCUCAAGGAGGUGCGCUUCUUCAACCUGCAGGUGCUCUACCCGCUGCUCAGCGACCCGGCCCUCAACCUGCGCAUCGUGCACCUGGUGCGCGACCCGCGGGCUGUGCUGCGCUCGCGCGAGCAGACGGCCAAGGCACUGGCCCGUGACAACGGCAUCGUGUUGGGCACCAACGGCAAGUGGGUGGAGGCCGACCCGGACCUGCGUGUGGUGCGCGAGGUGUGCCGCAGCCACGUGCGCAUCGCCGAGGCCGCCAUGCGCAAGCCACCAGCCUCCCUGCGCGGCCGCUACCGCCUGGUGCGCUUCGAGGACCUGGCACGGGCGCCGCUGCCCGAGAUCCGCGCACUCUACGCCUUCGCAGGCCUGAGUCUCACGCCGCAGCUCGAGGCCUGGAUCCACAACAUCACCCACGGGGUCGGGCCAGGCGCGCGCCGUGAGGCCUUCAAGACUACGUCCAGGGACGCGCUCAACGUCUCGCAGGCCUGGCGCCACACGCUGCCCUUCGCCAAGAUCCGCCGCGUGCAGGAGCUGUGUGCGGGCGCACUGCAGCUGCUGGGCUACCGGCCAGUGUUCUCUGAGGACGAGCAGCGCGACCUCGCCCUGGACCUCAUGCUGCCGCGCGGCCCGAGCAGCUUUAGCUGGGCGUCGUCCACUGCCGAGCGCUCCGGGCCGUAGCAGAGGCCCCCCGCUGUGGCUGGCGGUUGCCAGGGCCAGGAGACCUGCGCGUGGUGGGGAAGGAGCUGGGGCGCACGAGGCCGGGAGUUUGGGAGGUCCCCCACGUAGUAGGAAAGGACCGAGUCCCCAGACUAUGGUUCUUUCUCCCCACUUCUUGUUUUUCCCUUGAAUCCUCUUUAGGAGCUAGAUUCCCGCCACGCACACUCUUCGUGGAAAGCAGACUCGUGCCCCCACUUCCCCUGGGCCCAGGGAAUAAGUUCAGACGACUUGGCUCCUACUCCAGCACUUUCUUUCCCCUUAAGUCUCCCUUGGGAUGCCUCAUCCUGCAGCUGAGAAGGCUGUCCCGGCCCUGCCUGGGAGUGGAGGGACACUGUGGUGAGCUGGUCCCUGAAGUCGGUACAUCUCCCCCUGCACACCCCCCGUGCCUCUGGCACCACACGCCACCAAAGCCAGUGCUUUGAUAUUCACCUGUAUCUUCAGUUAGGAAAUCAGCCAAGGUGCCUCUCUCUUGUGGUCUCCCCUUAGUCUCUCUCUGCCCCAAUCUCCUGGGAGCCCACAUGCCCCCAUCACCUGCCCAGGGAAAGUGAAACUUUGAUUUGUCCUGACAGGAAAGAGCCUACCUACAGAAAUAAACAUAAUUCACCUGUAUGAUACAGAUUAGAGUUCACAGCCUGUAAAGUUUGACAAGCAAAACGCAAAAGUGAAGGGACUUGUCCAAGGCCACACGAUGAGAAGGAGGAUGAAGGGAGGUGGGGGGGUUUGCUCCGGGGCCGCAGUGGGGAGGAGAGGGUGAAUCAGGCUUGCAGAGGCCUGUCUCCUGGACGAAGAAGGGUCAGGUUUUCCCAUCUUAUUUGCUCGAGGGAUCAGCAGGCAGCCAUGGCUAGGGCCGCAGCUGCGAGGUGAGAUGUGGGAAGUGGUGAGCUCUGGGUCCAGUGUGCAGAGUCUAGGGAGCCUCCUAGAUAAGCCUGGAGGGAGGCGGUGAGGGGGGAAAGUGGAGAGAGAGAAGGCCGGGCAGGCCAGGGCAGCAAGCCAGGCAGAGCGUGUGGCCGAGCAAGAGAUUGGCAGCAAGAUCAGUGCCUGGAGGGCAAGUCACGGGGUGAAUGUAACGAGAUAAAGCUUGCCGGGGAGCUUGGAAGAAAAAAGGCUCUGGAGUGGUUGUCUUCCUGUGGUCCUUAUGUGCCAGGCCCUGGAGAAGAGCAAAGUACGAUUCCUAGC